Molecule: messenger RNA, 1038 nt
Organism: Encephalitozoon intestinalis ATCC 50506
Lineage: Eukaryota; Fungi; Microsporidia; Unikaryonidae
Exons: 1
Coding region: 1-1038 (345 amino acids)
Source: RefSeq, a predicted model, not a curated record
AUGGAGGCCAGGUCAUUGUCGACAACAACAGAAAAGCUGGUUGUCUCCAGAGCAAUAGAUAUAUAUGGAGUAGCAGACGAGGAUUCGGUAACAAAGUACAUCACAGCAAUGUAUGGGUACAUCCACCCAAACAGAUGGAAGACAAUCUACCAGGAGGUGCUUGACACAUGUGCAAAACAUGGAUACUCGUCUCCUGUUGAUUUCUGUGAGGACCUGAGACUUGAUGUUGCAAGGAAGAUGUACAUGGAGAAGGCAUUGCUCUAUAACAGGCUUUUGGAGGGAGAGGAGGUGGAAUGGCCUGAACAGCACAUGGAACACGACUGGAACAUUGGAGACAUCGAGAAAAUAGAUGAGCUUUCCAAAGGGUCUGAGGACAUUCUUGACAAGAGACUCCUGUAUCCUACUGUAGACCCGCGAAUCAUAAAGCAGCAUGUGGAGGCCAUGAGUAAGUGGCAGAGUAGAGCUGAAGAAAGUCGAAAUGGAGUAGGCAAGGCCGAGGAAAAGAAAAAAGAGUAUGGGAUAGAGGACAAAGAAAGAAGAAGAUUUUAUCAUAGAAUGUCUAAUGAAGAGAAGGAACUUGACGAUUUCUUGGACAGAAUAGAAGAAGAACACUACAACAUGCCACAAAGUGGUGUUGCCCCAAACAGACUAAGAGAAAAAUAUCCCAUCCUAAAGGCUUCUCCAAUAGGAAGCGGAUAUCCGGGAUUCCGAAUGGAAGGAUCUGAUGUUUCUCUAGAAAACCAGUACAGAGCAGUUGUAAAGAAAAUCCUGGGAAAAACCAUGCAUGGGAGUAAUGAUAGGCAAUGGAGACAGGAACUCCGAAUUAUCGUGCAAUAUCACAUGAGAAGAAUAGGAAUGGUUAACGAGAUUGAAAAGGUGAAUGCAUUGAUAGACAGUAGCACUAUGUCACACACGCUAAUGAACAUCUUGAUGCUUCUCCAGGAGCUGGUCGAAAGGCCAAGAAACCAAGAGCUGGUCCAGGACUACCUAUUUUUCAAAAAGGAUAUUCUUAUGUUUGGUAAUUACUACAGAAAAUGA